AGUAGGUAGCCGAGGAGAUGCUGGCCUGUACCCAACGGCUAGCAAGGCCUCAUCCCGAAGCCGGGCAACCGACGCAACACAAGCUUAGGGCUGCUUGAAGGCUUUGGGUGCUGGAGAGUGGAGGCAGAUCCACAGCGAGAGAUAAUGCUGAGUGUCACCACAUCCCUCUCCAACCCUUUCAGCCUCAUCAGAGCCGAGCCUCGCACGCGUCAAGUGUUAAUUUAGGGCUCCUGCAGAGCGUGAGGCUGUCAGGGACGAUGCUUGGAAGAGUGAGACUGCCACUGAGGGUGAAAAACAAAGGCGCAGGCGGAGAGAGAGAGAGGCGGCUGAGUGCUAAUGCAUCUCACAGCAAUUAGAGAAGCUUACCUGAGUGCAUGAGCACAGCACACAAUAACAGACGCUGAAGGGGACUUAUGUCAAACACCAGAAGGCUUCGAAACAUUUCAGGCGGAGUGUUAGGGCCGCUGCUGGGAACUUCUGUCUUCGUGAGUUAUGGAGGUUCUUCCAAACAAUAUGGUUAGGCUGGAGACCCUGGAUGGAAAGCCCAAGCAUAUGAUGACCCCGUAUGCAUCACUGAAACCUCUGCGCCCGAGGACUCACCCUGGCUGGCCAAAGGAUUCCCCUUCAGCCCCUGCGCUUCCAGGAGAUGCUGAAAUGCUGACUUCAUCAUCGGAGGAGGAAACUGAGGUCCAGUGUCAUUGUUUCACGGACCAUACAUAUGCUGGCCCCACAUCACCCUGGAAAAGGAGCUGCACCCCGACCAGAAACAACUGCUCGAGUAUGUUUUGGCCUGCGAUCGUCCAGCUAUGGAACUGAUCGCUAAAGCGGGAGGGGUGUGUUUAACCCGAGAAGAGUUUUGGUCUUUCGGGUUGUCCAGAGACAUGGACUCCACGAUCGGAAAUGCUUGCCUCCAGCUGGUUCAAGAAGCUGCUCAGAGACAUAGCAAAGAUGUCUUCAUUGCCAACAUGUAUAUUGUACCAACGUGGAAGCACAAAGACGUCGAUCCAAUGUCAAGCCUUCCAAGGGAUGCACAUCUAAAGGAUGCACUCCUCUUCCCAGCGUGGAGCAAGCACAACGGGCCAGAGCAUUACCUUCUCUGUCCAUGUUCCAGUGGUGUGCUACAGGGGUCCCCAACCACAGAGUCAUGGACCAGUACUGGAGCAUUGCGCAGCACAUCGUCCCAGGAAGCUGGAGUGAGCUCACUGGAAAAGACAUGCAGGAGAUCCCACGCCAGACCUCGGGGAAUGACUGUGGUGUUUUCAUGCUCAUGUACUCCCUCUGGCUCUGUACGGACACUACUUUUCACUACAGUGUGCUGGACAUGCAGUCAAUCCGGCGUUGGUGGUGUGUCCUUCUAAUGGAGCGCUUUGGCAUUGAAGGGUAGGACAACUUCUUGAAAUAUCUGAUGUAUUGUUUAUCAUGAUUAGUAACUGCCUGCGAUGAGGUGGCGACUUGUCCAGGGCGUACCCUGCCUUCCGCCCGAAUGCAGUUGAGAUAGGCUACAGCGACCCCCCGCGACCCCAAAAAGGGACAAGCGGUAGAAAAUGGAUGGAUGGAUGGAUUAGUAACUGUAAUCAGAAGAGCUUUUCUUCAA
This is a messenger RNA of Entelurus aequoreus (snake pipefish), 1594 nucleotides long. RefSeq lists its product as uncharacterized. Gene Ontology annotation, molecular function: cysteine-type peptidase activity. Gene Ontology annotation, biological process: proteolysis. Bases 807 to 1358 code for a protein of 183 amino acids. The record is from RefSeq and is a predicted model, not a curated record. The transcript is spliced from 17 exons. Lineage: Eukaryota; Metazoa; Chordata; Actinopteri; Syngnathiformes; Syngnathidae.